Nilaparvata lugens (brown planthopper) is the source of this 866-nucleotide messenger RNA. RefSeq lists its product as uncharacterized. Lineage: Eukaryota; Metazoa; Arthropoda; Insecta; Hemiptera; Delphacidae. Gene Ontology annotation, cellular component: plasma membrane. The transcript is spliced from 5 exons. Gene Ontology annotation, biological process: sensory perception of smell; detection of chemical stimulus involved in sensory perception of smell. The coding region runs from base 142 to 558 and encodes 138 amino acids. Gene Ontology annotation, molecular function: olfactory receptor activity; odorant binding. The record is from RefSeq and is a predicted model, not a curated record.
GAUUGAAAUAGGCCACUACACGAGCUAUAAAUUAACGUUCAGCGUGUCAUUGCGAUUAGUUCAUUUGUGGCUGUCACAUAUUCAAUUGCAAACUACACUUUCUAAAUUUGAAGCUCAUAGAGAUUUAAAAGCCUAAAAAUCAUGGCUGUCAAAUUAGUCAAUGAGAACGGUUCGGCUAUGCUUUAUGUCUACCAGCAAAUGGUUUGCUUUGAGUUAUGCAUCCACAUGUUUCUAUAUUUGAAAAACGAGGGAGUUGAACGAUACCAAAAUUUAAUCACAGCACUUGUAGUACUGCUAUUAAUCUUCAAUAUAGGCAUAUUUGGACAAGGAUUAGUUGAUGAGAGUGACAAGCUCACCAGAGAAUUAUCACAGUGCUCGUGGAUUGAUAAACCAACAUGGUUCAAAAAGUCUCUGCGACUCAUGAUGAUGACUGCAAUUCACAAACCUCUUCAAAUUAAGCCAGUCGGUCUUUUUGUUAUCAACAUGCAAAAUGUAUCAAGGAUAAUCCAAGCAGCAUAUUCAUAUUUUAAUGUGAUGAGAACGGUAAAAGACAAAUAGGCCUAGAAGACAUCGGACUUCAUAAUAUUCAUCCUGCGUUUUCAUUGCAAUAUUGUUGGGUUUGUUUUGAUUUUCGGAUUGAUUACUAAUAUAAUAUAUUAUGAAUGUAGAUGAUGAUUAUACAUAGGUUACAUGGGUCUACUUUGCUCACUAACUUUGUAUCAUCAGAGACAAUUCGUUUAAACGAUCAUCCUCUUUUACAUUCUCUGGUAUCACCAAAAUGUAUUGAUUAUCAUGUACAUUUUUUGUGGUUUAUAAUGUAAGAAUUUGACUUGUUUAACUUGCAAUAAAGUCUCUUGUGUUUAUAA